UUGUAAAUAUGAUGUUUGAGCCUGUACUUCUAUUUCGUUGCAGUUGGCAGUUGUUUAUAAUACCGAUUGCUCAUUGAAUCUGUCCUUGACGUUUUGGAGAAUUCAACAACUUAUCGGCUUGGUUGAUAGUGAUGAGUCCCAGGUGCUAACGUUAGCAUAGUGAAGUUAGCUGUUUCCAGACGAGCAGAUGAACAGAGGCAAACCAGAUGAGGACGAGUACUGGAACAGUUCGAAAUUCAAAGCAUUUACAUUUGAUGACGAGGAUGACGAUUUUAACAAGUUAAAGGAAUCCAAAAAGGCUGUGAACAGCAUUCGUGGCCUGGUAGAUGAGGAGGACGACGACGAUGAUGAUGUAGAGAAAGUCAGCUGGAGUGGAGAACCUAUUGGAAGCAUAUCAUGGUCCGUCAAAGAGACAGCGUCAAGCAUCCGUUCAACGGGGGAGGCACGGGAUCAGGGAUUCCCGAAGAUCGACACAGCCCCUUCGCUGCCAAAACAGGGAUCUAGCUACUCCUUGAGCUCGUUAUUCAAAGUAAAGAGCAGAACUGGGGGAUUCCCAUCAUUCUCAGAAUCUAUCUCUGAGACCUCUACAAGGGUCUAUGCCCCAGAGUUACGGAAGCCCAAGGCAGAGUAUAAGGACUAUGUCAGUGACUGGAACCCUGAGGAAACGGUGCGGAGGAUGCAGCGAGGGAAGGUGUACUCGCUGGAGAGAUUCCGCUCCCUCCAGGAUAAAAUGCUGCUGCUGGAUCAGGCAGUGAGCGCCCAUGAUGGCAACGUCAUAACAGCUGUCUUAAUAUACUUGAAAAGAUCAUUAAGUAAAGAGAUUCUCUUCCAUGAGUUAGCAGAGAGGGAGGUAGCAUUGAGGCACUAUGUGCACUACCUGAAAGAGAUGGGCGAGCAGAGACUGCUGGUGGAGCUGCUCAAGUCCCUUGGCAGGACAGAGGACAUGGCUCUUAUGCAAUACAAGGAGCACCUCAACAUCAAAGAUGAGAACCGAAGGAAAGACUUCCUGAAAAACUGCCUUAGCCUUCCUUUCUCUCCCGAUGACUCCACUCAUGUACAAGACCACUACACUCUCCUGGAGAGGCAGAUCAUUAUAGAGGCAAAUGACAAAAGGGCAGAUGCCGAGAUAUUUAAGAAGUACCCCAGAAAAGCCUCCAUUUUGAACAUGCCCAUCAUCACCACAUUGUACUAUUCCUGUUUUUACCACUACGGAGAAUCUGACGGAACAUACAGCAGUCCAGCCAACAUUAGGAAGACUUUUAGGAUCUCUGAGAAGCAGUAUAUCCUCACAGCACUUGGUGCCAGGGCGAAACUAAAGUUGUGGUUCGACGUUGACAGUUUGUUUAACUCUAAAAAUUGGCUAGGCUACAGCAAGAAAAGGUCUCCUAUUGGAUUUCACAGAGUGGUGGACAUCUUACACAAGAACAAUGCACCAGUACAGGUCCUUCAAGAAUACCUGUGUCUGGUUGAUGACACCGAACUGAAGAUCGGCCUCGCUCAGAAGUACAAGUGUCACGGCGUCAUCAUCAACACAUAUAAGGACCUGAAGGACCGCCAGCAGCUGAUUGCCUACCGAGGGAAGGUGGAGAGAGGGUCUCCGGAAGACCGCCAGAUCGAGGAGCUCCUCAACAACCUGCAAAUUCGAUGGAAAAACUGAGGCCUCGGGGGGAAACCUGUGGUUAAUUUGAAAAAAGACUGCGUCUAGAUUUUCAGUGGAGACGUGCGAGGUCAGCCUUCAUGCCCAUGCUGUGAAGAAGCCAAAUGUUUUAUUUUUAUUUAUUUUUAUUUUGUAAAUGUCCUGUUUUGUUUCUGUUUGUUUGUUUGGCUGCUUCUGUCAUUCGUAAUCAGUGUGGCUUCUUGCCAAUCUGCAGUGUGAGCAGGAAGUGCUUAAUGUUGUCAUUCCUCUCAAUCAGACCCCUAUUUUGUCCACCUAGUCUUGUCCAUAUUGUCUCCCUGAUCUGUCUGCUUUUUUACUGUAUGUAAUAAAAAGAAAUAAGUCAA
This is a messenger RNA of Clupea harengus (Atlantic herring), 2001 nucleotides long. It is a transcript of the gene vipas39, whose product is annotated as VPS33B interacting protein, apical-basolateral polarity regulator, spe-39 homolog. Gene Ontology annotation, biological process: intracellular protein transport; vacuolar transport. The record is from RefSeq and is a predicted model, not a curated record. Gene Ontology annotation, cellular component: cytoplasm. NCBI's taxonomy places the organism in Eukaryota, Metazoa, Chordata, Actinopteri, Clupeiformes, Clupeidae.